Effrenium voratum is the source of this 667-nucleotide messenger RNA. NCBI's taxonomy places the organism in Eukaryota, Dinophyceae, Suessiales, Symbiodiniaceae. The record is from the annotation of a GenBank genome assembly.
GCUGCAUACUACGCAAUCCUGCAAGUAGAAACAGGCUAAGCACGCCCUGCCGAAGCAACUGCGUACUUUGCGCCAUGGCAAGGAAUCGUCUCAACAAGGAAUGGCAGGAGGUCAAGAGGAAUCCCGACCCGGACAUUUUUUUGGAUUUGGAUGGGGACAGCUUCGAACAAUGGCAGGCAGUGAUCAAUGGCCCGCAGGACUCACCGUAUGAGGGAGGCCGCUUCGAUUUGAAAAUUAUUUGUACAGCGAACUAUCCAUAUGCUGCACCGCAGGUGAGCUUUAAGACCAAAGUGUUUCAUCCCAAUGUCAAUUUCAGCACGGGGGAGCUGUGCGUGGAUAUUCUCAAGACGGACUGGAGUCCAGCUUGGACCUUGCAGUAUGUUUGUCGAGCGGUGAUUGCUUUGUUGCGCGAUCCCAACGCUGACAGCCCGCUUAACUGUGAUGCAGGGAACCUUUUGAGAAAUGGUGAUUUGAGGGGCUUCCAGUCAAUGGCCCGAAUGUACACAGUCGAGCAUGCCAUUGAGGGCCGGUAAAAAUUGACAUUCUCCAGGUUUCACCCAGGACGAUACCAGUGCGCCCAGCACAGAGCAACUUAGUGCUUUGUUGUGCACUCAUCGCAAAGACUAUCUAUGCGCCAAUGUGUAUUGAACGUGACCAUGUCGCAUGC